Messenger RNA from Paramecium sonneborni, 1159 nucleotides. The record is from the annotation of a GenBank genome assembly. NCBI's taxonomy places the organism in Eukaryota, Ciliophora, Oligohymenophorea, Peniculida, Parameciidae.
AUGAAUCAUAUUAUUCAACAACCAAAGACAGCUCAAAAAUAGAAGAAACAAUCUAAAGUAGUAUCGAAACACCCAGAAAUUUAACCAAAUAAGACACUUGAUGAAUUAAAAAAUAAGGAAUGGACUGUAGCAAUCCAAAAGGAAAUCGAUCAAUUUGAAUCUGCUAUCGUAUUUAAUUGUUCUAUAUAAUUAGUAUGAAGUAGAAAGUUUAUUCAAAGAAGCAUCUAUGUCUUAACAUUUAAUAAGUUUAGGAAGUUUUAAAUUGGUACAAGAUGAGUACGAAUUUGCUACUUUCAAAUUACACAACUUGAGAGAGAUGCUUAAAAUAUAUACUGAUGAUUAUUCCAAAUAUCGUGAGAAUAAAUAAAAGUUGAAGGAUAUGACAAAAAAAUAAUACAAAAGUGAUGAAGAUAAAGAAGAAAUUUAAAGGAUAACAAGAGAAUAACAAAAUUUUAAAUAUACAAAAAUAAGAGAGAGAGAAAAGAUUUAAUUUUAAUAUGGUGUUGCUUAAAGAGUCUUGAUCCUCAUUUAAGCCUAUAUUAAAAUGAAGGAUUAACAUGAAGAUUAACAUGAAUUAUAAAAACAUAGAGAUUACAUUCUCUAAAAGAUUGAAAAGAUUAAGAAGAGUGAAGAAAAACAUACUAAGAAGAUUGAAAGACAUUAUAGUAAAAUAUAGGUAGAAAAUCCUGAUGGGCCUGAAGAAAUGCAAUUAGAAUAGGAUCAAAGUGAAGGAGAGUAUUAUGAUUAAGGAGAUGAUACUGCAAGAGAAGAUUUAAUAAGUAUAUUAUUUUAUUUAUAGCUUUUUAGAGUUAUGUGAUAGCUUAGUCUCAUACCUUACUAAAAUUGAGAAAAAAGAAGGAGUAUUAUUAUAAUUUUAAUUUUAGGAUUCAUUCUUAUAACAUGAUUUAACUACUUUCCAAUAUUUUGAUCAAAUUAAAGUGGCUGCUCCAUUCUAUACAAAUCAAAUUUAUUUAGCUAUAGAUUUGAUUAAAGCCAAAAGAUCUUUCUAUUAGAAUGCUCCUGAUACCGAAUUCGUUAAAAAGGAUGUUCAAAAAGCAGUAAUCAAAUAAGAGUAGAAAGUCGAUGUUACAAAUGAGUAGGACUUUCCUAAAUUAGCAUGAGAUUAUAUUAUAAUCAUAUUAAAAACAGAUAAUCUGAC